Molecule: messenger RNA, 1281 nt
Organism: Indicator indicator
Lineage: Eukaryota; Metazoa; Chordata; Aves; Piciformes; Indicatoridae
Gene: UXS1
Product: UDP-glucuronate decarboxylase 1
Exons: 15
Coding region: 1-1281 (426 amino acids)
Biological process (GO): D-xylose metabolic process
Cellular component (GO): cytoplasm
Molecular function (GO): NAD+ binding; UDP-glucuronate decarboxylase activity
Source: RefSeq, a predicted model, not a curated record
AUGGUGAGCAAGGGGCCGCUGCUGCGCCUGUUGACUGCCAUCAACCGGAGGAGGAUGAAGCUGCUUAUGGGACUCGCCUUCGUCGCCUAUGUCGCCUCCGUAUGGGGAAACUUUGUCAAUAUGAGUUUUUUUGCCAACAGGUCUCUUCAAGAAAAUGGAGAUCAGAAGGUGGAAAGUAAAAUAGAAGAGGUUAUUGCACCUCUAAGGGAGAAAAUCAAAGAUCUGGAAAAAAGUUUCACCCAGAAAUACCCACCAGUGAAAUUUUUGUCAGAAAAGGAUCGUAAAAGAAUCCUGAUAACUGGAGGAGCAGGGUUUGUGGGUUCUCAUCUUACUGACAAACUAAUGAUGGAUGGCCAUGAGGUUACAGUUGUGGACAACUUCUUUACGGGCAGGAAAAGAAAUGUGGAGCACUGGAUUGGUCAUGAGAACUUCGAACUGAUAAAUCAUGAUGUCGUCGAGCCCCUGUACAUUGAAGUGGACCAGAUCUAUCAUCUAGCAUCUCCUGCUUCUCCUCCAAAUUACAUGUAUAAUCCUAUAAAAACAUUAAAGACCAACACUAUUGGGACAUUGAACAUGCUGGGGUUAGCUAAACGUGUUGGAGCACGGCUGCUGCUGGCCUCUACAUCAGAGGUAUAUGGAGAUCCUGAAGUUCACCCCCAAAAUGAGGAUUACUGGGGACAUGUAAAUCCAAUAGGACCAAGAGCCUGCUACGAUGAAGGAAAACGAGUUGCAGAGACCAUGUGCUAUGCAUACAUGAAGCAGGAAGGAGUUGAAGUGAGAGUUGCCAGAAUAUUCAAUACCUUUGGUCCUCGAAUGCACAUGAAUGAUGGUAGAGUUGUCAGUAACUUUAUUCUACAAGCUCUCCAGGGAGAACCACUAACAGUCUAUGGACCUGGAACUCAGACAAGAGCUUUCCAGUAUGUCAGUGAUCUCGUGAAUGGGUUGGUGGCAUUGAUGAACAGCAAUGUCAGCAGUCCUGUCAACUUGGGAAACCCAGAAGAGCACACUAUCUUAGAAUUUGCCCAGUUAAUUAAAAAACUUGUUGGGAGUGGGAGUGAAAUCCAGUUUCUCUCAGAAGCACAGGAUGACCCUCAGAAACGAAAACCUGACAUCAGAAAAGCCAAGUUAUUGCUUGGCUGGGAACCUGUGGUCCCACUGGAAGAAGGUUUGAAUAAAGCAAUUCAUUACUUCCGUAAAGAACUUGAGUAUCAGGCAAACAAUCAGUAUAUUCCUAAACCAAAACCUGCAAGGAUGAAAAAAGGAAGAACAAGACAUAACUGA